AUGAUUUUGUUACAACUCCUUGACUGUUUGAAAAACAAAGGGACUGGGGACAUCGAAUAUGAAGAAUUAGGACAAAAACUGGGUAAGAGCUUAUACGGCCGACAAUAUUUGAUUGUGAUGGAUGACAUUUGGGGUACGGACGUGUGGGACAGUGUGAAGCGCUUCAUUCCAGAAAUCUCUGGCGGGAGCAAAAACAAAGGGAGGGAGGACAGCAUAUAUGAAGAAUUAGGACAAAAUUUGUAUCAAAGCUUAUACGGCCAACGAUAUCUGAUUGUGAUGGAUGACAUUUGGGGUACGGACGCGUGGGACAAGGUGAAGCGCUUCUUUCCGGUUAACAACAACGGGAGCAAAGUACUAAUAACCACUAGGCCAUCGAACCUGGCUUUGCAACUGGAUGGCCCAGACUACUAUCAAAUGCCAUUUAUGAAGGUGGGGGAAAGUUGGAAUCUGCUGCGUAGGUGUGUGUUUCAGGAACAAGGGUGCCCCCUGGAAUUGGAAGAUAUUGGGAAGGACAUUGCCAAGAACUGCAGAGGCCUUCCAUUGUCAAUUGUCGUGAUCGGAGGACUGCUAGCAAAGUCUGAACAUACACAGGAAAAGUGGCUACACGUUUUAGAAAAUUUAAGAUCAAUCGUGAACUUAGAGGAUGACCAGAGUUGCUUUAAAAUACUAAAGUUAAGCUACAAUCAACUGCCGGUCCACCUGAAGCCGUGUUUUCUUUACAUGGGCAUGUUCCCGGAGGACCGCAGGAUUCACGUCCCCACGCUCCUCAAACUAUGGGUUGAUGAAGGAUUCGUGAAACCGGUCGCUGGAAAAAGGCUGAAAACAGUUGCCAGAGAAGUUUACCUACAUGAUCUUGUCCUCAGAAACCUAAUCUUGGUACCACCUGAAUUUGAAGUCAUGAACGAUAAUACCAACACGGGUCAUCCAGAAAACUCAGCAGCUGCCAACAACCAACUAGACACUUGCUGGUCCAAAAAAUCGAGAAAACUCAAGAAAUGGCCUUCGAGCAAGUUGAUUGCAAAUGGUUUUAUUGUUCUUGGUGGUGCUAUCUGCCUCUCGAGAGGACAUUCGAGCUUGGCUACAAAGGUUGCCACGGCCUAUCUAUUGACCAAACUUACGAAGCAAUGUGCUUCAUCUCAGAAAGAUUUGUAA
This is a messenger RNA of Striga asiatica, 1152 nucleotides long. The record is from the annotation of a GenBank genome assembly. NCBI's taxonomy places the organism in Eukaryota, Viridiplantae, Streptophyta, Magnoliopsida, Lamiales, Orobanchaceae.